AUGGCGAAGCGCGUUGCCACCGUGCUUGCCGUCGCUGCCGUCCUGAUGGCAGUGCAGCCAUCGGAGGCGGCGCCUGAGGACGCGGCGCUCCGGUUCCCUGGCCGGGCGGGCAGCAGGCCUCGUAACCCCGUUUUCCCUGGCUACCCCAGAGCCAGGCCGUCGCCGCGAACGUCCGGCUCCCCGGCACCACCCACGCCGUCGGCACCUGUGUCGCCGCCGCCUUGCCCCAGACCGGUGGUGCCGGAGACGCCGCUUGUGGCGGGCUUCCCCGGGCUGCCGGGCAGCGUUGGUGGCUCUACUCCAUCAUCGUCGCCGACGGAUUGCGUGACGCCGCUGGCGGGGCUGAUGACCUGCGGGACGUUUCUUACGGGGAGCGAGUCGGAGACUCCCACGCCGCAGAGCGAGUGUUGCAGCGGGCUCGGGGCCUUCUUGAACACCUCGUCGGCGGCGGGGGACGGCGAACGGACCCUGCGCUGCCUGUGCCCGGUGAUCCUGGGCGACGUCAACAAGAUGCUGCCCAAGCCUGUGGAUCCCGUAAGGAUGAUGUAUCUGCCCAUCGCCUGCGGCGUCGUGCUUCCACCACAGGUCCUCUACAUCUGCCUCACUGGGCAGCAAACCCCGCCGCUCGUCGGCCGCAUUCCCGACGUCUGGGAGAAGCCGUCGUCUGCAGGCAAGCAGCACGCUCUAUAUAUUAAUUCUUCUUCAAGAGAUUUGGCACCUUGUUCUUCAGCUAAUGACGAUUCACACUUCAUCUGA
Panicum hallii is the source of this 756-nucleotide messenger RNA. RefSeq lists its product as uncharacterized. The record is from RefSeq and is a predicted model, not a curated record. NCBI's taxonomy places the organism in Eukaryota, Viridiplantae, Streptophyta, Magnoliopsida, Poales, Poaceae. Bases 1 to 756 code for a protein of 251 amino acids. The transcript has 2 exons.